AAAUAAAUUUCACUUUUUAUAAAGUGUGGCCACAUCAACGAGUUAGCUUGCUUUCCAACACUGCCAAGCGCAUGUGUUUGACUGCAAAGCCGGGUCCAAGCCAAAAAGGUCACAUUGAAAUUUAAGACGCUACAUGCUUGUUUUACGGGGUUUCUUGCAGCCGCGCCCAAGUAGUCACCUGGUAUCAAUUGCAAAUAAAUUGGUGACGGCGAAAACCUUCAGACGUGCAAGCUCAACCACCAAUAAAAACAUGGGAGACAAAGGUGACAAGACAAACAAAAUUGCAUUGGACGAAGCAAAGAAACUAGCAGCUCGGACAGCUGUAGACGAGUGGAUAACCGAAGACACAAAGAUUGUGGGUAUUGGCAGCGGCAGUACUAUAGUAUUUGCCGUGCAGAGAAUUGCGGAACGUGUUUGGAAAGAAGGUGCACUUUGCGACUUGAUAUGCGUGCCCACGUCCUUUCAGGCACGGCAACUCAUCUUGGAUUACAAUCUGAACUUGGGAGACCUGGACCGCAAUCCGAUUAUCGACAUUGCAAUCGAUGGCGCCGACGAGGUGGAUAGCCGUAUGGUGCUCAUCAAGGGCGGCGGCGGCUGCCUUUUGCAGGAGAAGAUCGUGGCUUCGUGCGCCAAGCAUCUGAUCGUCAUUGCAGACUACACAAAACGUUCGCUGCGUCUGGGGGAGCAGUGGUGCAAGGGCAUACCAAUCGAGGUGACACCAAUAGCUCACGUACCGAUUAAAUUAAAAAUUGAGGCGCUCUUUGGUGGCGAGGCGACGUUACGUAUGGCUUUAGCGAAGGCAGGCCCCAUUAUUACUGAUAGUGGAAACUUUCUGUUGGAUUGGCGUUUUGUGGCUAAACGCGAAUUUGAUUGGGACGAAGUUAACCGUGCCCUAAUGAUGAUUCCUGGCGUUGUGGAGACUGGAUUGUUUGUUGAUAAUGCACAUAAAUGUUAUUUUGGCAUGGCCGAUGGAACUGUAAAGGUCCAGAACAGAUAAUUCGACUUGCCAUAGCCUGAUAUUAACUGGGAUUAGUUUAAGAUGUUCUUAAGUCAUCUAAAAAAGAUUUGUAUGACGAAAUAUAAAUGUAACUUAGGAUAGUAGAAUCCACCCACGA
Messenger RNA from Scaptodrosophila lebanonensis, 1115 nucleotides. RefSeq names its product ribose-5-phosphate isomerase (gene Rpi). Gene Ontology annotation, molecular function: ribose-5-phosphate isomerase activity. The transcript has 2 exons. Gene Ontology annotation, biological process: pentose-phosphate shunt, non-oxidative branch; D-ribose metabolic process. The record is from RefSeq and is a predicted model, not a curated record. Lineage: Eukaryota; Metazoa; Arthropoda; Insecta; Diptera; Drosophilidae. Bases 134 to 997 code for a protein of 287 amino acids. Gene Ontology annotation, cellular component: intracellular membrane-bounded organelle.